AUAAAACCGACUUGGUGCGGGUUUUAUGCGUCGCCCGUAGGCCGGCCGUGCCUAUUAGCCAGCUGCAUCGCGCAGCCUUUGCGAGCUCCCUGAACCUCAGCGAGCAGACAGAGCUCGAAAAAUCCGCACGCGGAGCCACCAACGCACUCAAUCGCAAAACAAGCCCUUUGCGAUCGCUGGAGCAGCCGCCGCAGACCGCGACAGAUCAAAUUUCUGCAGCGCAACUGAACGAGUAAAUCCUCCGGAAGCUCUGUACAAAAUAUCACGAACAGAGGACGAAUUUUCAUGACAAUGCGGACGACGCGCGCCGCAGCGUUACUCCUCCACGCCGCCGCCGCGAUCACCACACAAACCACAACAACCACCACAACGACCCUGCGCCCGCUGCCAGCGAGCGUCGUCGACGCGAACGGCCUCGUCCGCUACUUCGCGUUCGGGUCCAACCUCGCGAAGUCGAAGAUGGGCUCGCGCGGCAAGAACUCGUCGGCGCUGGCCUACGAGCGGCGCUGGCCGGCCGUCGCCCACGACCAGCGAUUAGCGUUCAACAUGCGCGGGUUCCCCCCUCUCGAGCCGGCGAUGGCCGGCAUCGAGCCGAGCCCCGGCCAGGAGUGUCCGGUGCCGGCGCGGCGUGGGAAUUAGCUUCAAUUUGACGUGGUCGCGUCGAUGGCGUUCUCAUGAGACUCGUUCCGUGCAGGGCUGCGUCUACGAGAUGAGCCGCGACGCGUACGAGGCGCUGUGGCGGAGCGAAGGCGGCGCCAUGAAAAAGACGCCCUACCAAGAGGUCGUGGUCUCCGUCCGCGACGCGAGUGGACGCGACGUCGACGCGAUCACGUGCCAGGUCUGCGCGCAGCGUGGAAGAAGGUGCCUUCGACGAGUCGUGGCGGUGGCGCGCUGGUUGGGGAGACGUCGCGGCGAUGGCGUAUGGGUGGGAUAGACGUAGACAAACAACAACACAGGUCUCGGCCUGGGCCGCCCUCAGACGCGACGGCGUCCCGUCCGCGAGGUACCUCGGCAUCAUCGAGGAGGGCGCGCGCGAGCUCGGAUUAGUCGAGUACGCCGAAGCUUUAUCAAAGCGGCCGCGCGCGAAUCCGUCGCGAUUCCUCCGCGCCGUCGCCGGCGCGCACGGCGUCGUGUCGCUCACGCUCUAUCGGCGCAACCUGAGCCACCUGCUCGCGCCGCUGCGGAGCGCGUGUUUCGUGCUGACCUACGGCGGCCGGCGGCCCUGGCUCCGCGCGCUCUCGGAGGCGCUGACGGCGGCCGUCCUGCUCCCGACGGCGGCGGUCGGGUCGGUGAUCCGGCUGUACCGGUCGGCGCGGGGCCUGCCGCCGAUCGUGUUCGGGCCGCCCGAGUAAGUAGCAUCGUUGUG
This is a messenger RNA of Pelagomonas calceolata, 1366 nucleotides long. The record is from the annotation of a GenBank genome assembly. NCBI's taxonomy places the organism in Eukaryota, Pelagophyceae, Pelagomonadales, Pelagomonadaceae.